UCAUGCUGCUGCCAGGUCCAGAGUGUGUCAUGGGUCCCUGUACGGCCUCCCAUUGCUGCUGUCUCCAUCGCCACACUCUGCCAUGUGCCACUUUCAGGUCUCCUCACACUGCUGGUGGGUUCCAUUUUGUCAUAGGGUGCUGGUGCUGUAUGGCCUCCCAUUGCUGCUGCCAGGCCCGUAAUCUGCCAUGGGCCCCCGUACUGACUCCUCAUGCUGCUGCCAGGCCCGUAAUCUGUCAUGGGCCCCUGUACCGCCUCCUCAUGCUGCUGCCAGGUCCAGAGUGUGUCAUGGGUCCCUGUACAGCCUCCCAUUGCUGCUGU
Staurois parvus is the source of this 320-nucleotide messenger RNA. The record is from the annotation of a GenBank genome assembly. NCBI's taxonomy places the organism in Eukaryota, Metazoa, Chordata, Amphibia, Anura, Ranidae.